UUUAAAGAGGAUACAGCAAUGCACAAAACAGAUUUGAGAGGAGUACUUAAUGCAAGACAGGACAAUGAAAUGGAAAUACAUGGAUACAGGACAGAUCCGCUCCGGAGUAAACUAUGUAUUGUUGGGUAUUUUGUUUCUCUUGGAUUCCUUUGGCUCUUGUUCUAUUGGAAGCCAAUGAUAGAUAUAUUAUGCCACUGUGUCCCAUGCAGUCUGGAAGAGGCAGAUGUUAUUUUGCUUAGAAGCACUGAUGAAUGUAAGAAAUAUUUUAAGAAGAAAGUAAUAUGGAUCCAUUCAAACUUACUGGAUGCAAGGGCAGACCAUAACACUAUUGAUUUAGAUAAACAGGCUGAAAGCAAGUUAAUAAUGAAGACUAUGUGUAAGGUCCGGUGUAUCACAGUGCAAAGAAUUCGCUAUAUUUGGAAUGCGGUUAAUGGAGUGUUUCAAAAAAUUGGGGUUCUGGAAGACAGAUAUUCAUGCUCAGAUAUACAUCAACAUUUUGGCACAGGAUUAAGUAAAGAAGAACAGAUUGACAGGAGACAGCUAUGUGGUUUGAACACAAUUGACGUUGAAAUUACUCCAAUGUGGAAGCUUCUUUUUAAGGAAAUUCUAAAUCCCAUAUAUUUAUUUGAAAUUUACACAUUAUGUACUUGGUUGGCAACUGGAUAUAUUGAAUAUUCAAUGGCUAUAAUAAUCAUGACCAUUCUGUCUAUUCUUGCUACUAUUUACUUACUACGAAUGCAAUCUGUUAAAUUACACCGCAUGGUAGAAUCCCAUAACAACGUCAUGGUUACUGUUCUACAUAAAAAUGGAGUGAUCGAUAACAUGGAAUCCCGACAUCUGGUACCCGGAGAUGUACUGAUUUUAACUGGAAAUAAAUUUUACUUACCUUGUGAUGCUAUUCUAAUAUCCGGGGACUGUAUUGUUAAUGAAGGAAUGCUAACAGGAGAAAGUAUUCCAGUAACAAAGACUGCAUUGCCUAAUGUGGACAAUGGCAUUCCAUGGAAAGAACACAUUGGUGAAAACUGCAAAGGUCACAUGUUAUUCUGUGGAACUGAAGUUAUCAAGACAAAGCCAUUUGAUGAUGGAAUGGUGAAAGCCGUAGUACUACAGACAGGAUUCAAUACUGCAAAGGGUGAUCUAGUUCGGUCAAUAUUGUAUCCCAAGCCAGUAAACUAUGAACUCCAAAGAGACAUUUUAAAGACCGUCAUCGUGCUUGUAGGACUUUCAUUAGUUGGAGUUGUCUACACAGCUGUUAUUUCUUCACUAAAUGGAGCUAAAACACAUGACAUUGUGCUAAUGAUACUUAUCAUGGCAACAUCGGCCGUUCCAGUGUCUCUUCCUUCUGCAUUGACAGUUUGUACCCUCUAUUCCCAAACCAGACUAAACAGCCAAGGGAUUUUUUGCAUCAGCCCACAGAGGAUUAAUUUAUGUGGACAAAUUAACCUCUUCUGUUUUGACAAAACAGGUACCUUAACGGAAGAUGGAUUAGAUUUAUGGGGUGUUGUUCCUUCUGAAUCUCAUGGUUUCCAGGAAGUACGUGAUAUGAAUUCUGGAUUUACACUAUCCUGGUCUCCCUUACUUGGUGCAAUGGCCAGCUGCCAUUCACUGGUGUUACUGGAUAAAAACCUUCAUGGAGACCCAUUGGACCUAAAGAUGUUUGAAGCAACAGGCUGGGAUCUCCAGGAAUAUAAAAAUGAUUGGAAAGGAGAUGGGAGUACUGGUUCAGAUAUACUUGUUAAACCAAAGUCAAGAAUGCAAUCGGUCCCAGUAGAAGGAAUCACCAUUUUGCACCAGUUUCCUUUCUCUUCCUCUCUGCAGCGAAUGUCCGUUAUAACACAGGUUUCAGGGGAGAAGACACUCACCGUGUUUUUAAAAGGAGCCCCGGAAGUGAUGAUUCAGCUUUGCAAAAAAGAUACAGUGCCGUCAAAUUUUUCAAGCACACUUGACCACUACACAAGCCAAGGUUUUCGAGUCAUUGGCAUGGCUUUUAAACACCUAGAACCAAAUGAAGUUUUAGAUAUUAAACAGUUACAAAGGGAACUUGCUGAAUCUGAUAUUGUGUUCCUUGGAUUUUUGAUCAUGGAAAAUCGACUUAAACCUGAAACUAAACCUGUUCUUGAGGAGCUAAAAUCUGCUAAGAUCAGAACUGUUAUGAUCACAGGUGAUAAUCUUCAUACAGCAUGCACAGUUGGGAUAAACUCUGGGAUGGUUCGAGAUUCCAGCAAUUUAUUUAUAAUAGAAGCCACUGAGCCAAAAGAAAAUUCUCCAGCAACAAUUAUACAUAAAUUAGUUGAAACUAAUGCAAAGGAGGGAAACAAAGAAAAUAUGAAAACAAUGCAUGUUGCAUUCAGUGGAAAUGAAAAUGUAUGGAGCCAAGGCACAGGAGUAGGCAAGUAUAGUUAUGCCAUGAGUGGAAAAUCCUAUGAAAUUAUCAAUCAACACUUCCCUAAUUUGAUUCCAGAUGUCCUAAUUAAUGGGACGAUUUUUGCUAGGAUGACUCCAAAACAAAAAUCUAAAAUAAUUGAAGAUUUUCAAAAAUUAAAUUACUGUGUUGGCAUGUGUGGGGAUGGAGCCAAUGAUUGUGGGGCUUUGAAAAUGGCACAUGCUGGCAUAUCAUUAUCAAAAUUGGAGGCAUCAGUGGCAUCUCCUUUUACAUCUAAAAUCUCAAACAUUGAGUGUGUGCCAAAGCUACUGAAGGAAGGAAGAAAUGCCUUUGUGACAUCGAUAUCUUUAUUUAAAUACCUGAUUAUGUAUACAAUGAUUGAGCUUGUUUGCAUGCUGCUUCUUUUUUGGAAACAAACACUCCUUGGAAAUUAUCAUUACCUUAUGCAAGACUUGGCGAUAACUGUCAUAGUUAUGCUAACAAUGAGUUUAAAUGGCCCUGCUCCAAAACUCGCUCCGUACAGACCAACAGGAAAACUUCUGUCAUCUUCUUUGUUGUUGUCACUUCUUCUGCACACAACUUUUACCAUAAUUGUGCAAACAAGUACAUUUAUUCUGGUGCAGCAACAGUCCUGGUACAACAAAAGUGAUGUUUACGGUGUUUGUCUUCCACACAAUGAAAGCUCCUUCAAUCAAACUAUGGAAAUAAAACACCUUGACAGUAAGAAUGUCUUUACGACUACAUUAUGGUUCGUGUCUGGUUUCCACCUCAUCAUUAUGGAAUGUAUUUUUUCCAAAGGGCGACCAUUCAGGCAACCUAUUUAUACUAAUUAUUUAUUCUUCAUCCUCAUAAUAUUGCAACUAGGUUCUUAUUUAUUUAUGCUGUUUGCAGACAUUGAAACACUUUACAGUGCUAUGGAGCUUGUCUGCACACCUUAUUCCUGGAGAUACACAAUAUUCUGUGCAGUGCUUGUGCUCUUCGGGCUAUCCUAUGGUAUAGAGGAGUUUGUCAUUGAAAACAGAAAUCUGUGGCUAGUCGUGAAAAAGAUUUUCAAAUGCAAACCAAAGAGUGAAUAUAAGAAGCUGCAAAGUUCAUUGGAUAAAGACAGAACUUACUGUGUGUAUCACUGUUGAAACUGUUCUCCUCGUCAUGAAUCAUUAAGUGGCAUUAGGUUCUAAGAACCAAUAUCUCUUCUAUGUAAUAAAUUCAUCACCAAAGCAGAAAGAAAUGUCAGAAAUAAAAUCUAAAUUUAACCUAUAUAUGGAGUGACUUUUGCCUUCAAAAAAAUAAUUAUUUUUGGUAUACUUGCCACCAAUUUUGUAAGGAACUCGGCAGGUUGGUGUUUCCUGUAGAUGUCAUGCCAUCAACCCAGGCCUCAUUCUUUCUUAUGCUAAAAAUAGUUAAUGACUUUGACUGUAUUUAUGGGGUCAUUGCCAUGCUACAGAAAAAAUCUGUGACACUCUUCCCCCCAUAUUGUAUU
This is a messenger RNA of Pelobates fuscus (common spadefoot toad), 3863 nucleotides long. RefSeq names its product probable cation-transporting ATPase 13A4. The transcript is spliced from 30 exons. NCBI's taxonomy places the organism in Eukaryota, Metazoa, Chordata, Amphibia, Anura, Pelobatidae. The record is from RefSeq and is a predicted model, not a curated record. Gene Ontology annotation, biological process: polyamine transmembrane transport; intracellular calcium ion homeostasis. Bases 19 to 3516 code for a protein of 1165 amino acids. Gene Ontology annotation, cellular component: late endosome membrane. Gene Ontology annotation, molecular function: ATPase-coupled monoatomic cation transmembrane transporter activity; ATP hydrolysis activity; P-type transmembrane transporter activity.